GGUAAAGUACAUAGUCAUCAAGAAAUUUGACGAUCAAAACUACCAACAAGAGUUGAGGCCAAGUGGGAUAUCAACUAUAUAUCAUCAUCAUCAUCAUCAUCAUCCAUGGAUAUAACUUUACUGUCCGGAUGUCCUGUACAUAACUACUACCUCCGUUUUUUAAAAAAUUUUACAGUUUCGGAUUUUUUACUUGAAAUAAAAGGUUUUUGUGACGGUAUAUUUUUAGAGAUUUUGGAAUAUAUUUGAUAGGAAGAUAUUAUUGUAAUUGAUAUGAUUUAUUAUUGCUUCUUAAGAUAGAGUUUAGUUUUAAGUAAACUCUUUGUAAUAUAAAGCCACGGACAUGAAUGAGAAAGGCAAAGGCAAUUAAGCCCAAAACUAAUUUACAUGGUAUCAGCCUAGGUAAAUUAAACACACAGGCACAACCAUGGCUGGAGACGAAUCGCCGCCGCCACCACCAACACUUGAUCCUUCUUCCCCGUUCUAUCUCGGUCCUAAUGAUAAGCCCGGAGAUUUUAUUACUCCAACCCGCCUUCAUCAUGAGAAUUACGAUGAUUGGGCAAGCGAUAUACAAACGGCGAUGGAAGCUCGUCGUAAAUUCGGGUUCUUGAAUGGAACCUACACAAAACCAAUUCCCCCUUGCACUCAAUCUGAUUGGAUAGCACUCAAUGCUAUGUUAAUCUCAUGGAUCAUGAAUACAAUCACUCCAGAGGUUAAAACCUCCAUCUCAAAAUACAGAGAGGUUAAGCGACUAUGGGAUACACUCAAAGCUCAAUUUGCAGUUGUUAAUGGGCCCCGUAUUCAGCAACUACACUCGUCCAUCGCGAGGUGUGAGCAGACAAAAACGAUGACCGUGGCUGCCUACUACGCCAAACUCAAUGUCUUGUGGGAAGAACUACAUAAUCACGAACCAAUAAUAGAGUGUGCGUGUUGUACUUCCUGCACGGCAGGCUCUAGGCAUGAGGAGAGGCGAGAAAAUGGGAAGCUACACCAAUUUCUGAUGGGCCUUUAUUCUGAUUACUAUGCUCAAACGAGAGCUAACAUUCUAUCACAAGAUGCUUUGCCAUCAUUAAACCGUGCAUAUCAGCUCGUUAUCCAGGAGGAAAGGGUGCGCAAAGCCCGACAACCCACCGAAGAUAGAGCACCUGAGGUUCUGGGUUUUGCUCUUCGAACCGACAGUAGCAGAGGCCGUGGUAGGGGAGAUAGGGUGGACAAAUCCCAUCUUACUUGUACACAUUGCAAGAAAACUGGACAUGAAGUCUCCCAUUGUUUUGAAAUAGUUGGCUAUCCAGAGUGGUACGAAGAGAGGAUGAAAACUGAUGGAGGCCGAGGCCGAGGCAGAUUUGCAGGUCGUGGGAGGGGGCAGUCCGUGCGUGCUAAUGCAGCAUCGACCAAUCAUGAUUGUGUUCCUAAUGAUGCAACAACUUCUUCCAUUGCAGGAAGCAGUAAUUCCUCCUCAUUAUUUUCUGCCGACCAAUGGAAAGUACUCACUGGAAUGUUUGGUAAUGUUAAAAUUCCGGAUAACAGACUAACCGGACCGAUCGAAGGAGGUGAUUGGAACGGGUGUUAGGAGGGAUGGACUAUACUACUUCGGGGGAACAAAUUCCGUUCAACAUAUCUCUGUCACCGGUGACACAUCUACUUUGGAAUUGUGGCAUAGAAGAAUGGGACAUCCUUCUGAAAGAGUGGUGAAGUUACUUCCUCCUGUCCAAAAUUGUAGGGGUAGUUUGAAUAAAGCAUGUGAAAUAUGUUUUCGUGCUAAGCAUUCUAGGGAUAAAUUUCCGAUUAGUGAGUCUAAAACUACUAGAAUUUUUGAGAAAAUCCAUUGUGAUUUGUGGGGUUCCUAUAAACAUUUGUCUUCAUGUGGUGCUCAAUAUUUUUUUACUAUAGUAGAUGAUUAUUCCAGAGCCGUUUGGAUUUAUUUGUUAC
Messenger RNA from Spinacia oleracea (spinach), 1926 nucleotides. RefSeq lists its product as uncharacterized. The record is from RefSeq and is a predicted model, not a curated record. The coding region runs from base 425 to 1567 and encodes 380 amino acids. Gene Ontology annotation, molecular function: nucleic acid binding; zinc ion binding. Lineage: Eukaryota; Viridiplantae; Streptophyta; Magnoliopsida; Caryophyllales; Amaranthaceae. The transcript is spliced from 2 exons.